GUUUAAUCGCCAGUAUGCCUGGGCAAGAUUCGUUGAACUCUGGGGCUAAUUUUAUCUCUUAGUUUUUGAUUCGAAAUUGCUCCUCCAAAUAAAUGGCAACCGUAAAUCGUGCCGGACAUGGACGGUCCGCCUAUCGUCGAGACGAACGUGAAGAAAUGCAAGUUGGUCCUCCGAUGGAUUUGUCUUUUAAAAAAGCGACAAAUAUGGCUGAUCUUAGCUCACAACGGGCACGAUCUGUUCGCAUCGGUAAGAUACCUGCUCACUCUUUGAACCAGCGUUUUCUCACGAGUUCUCUUUGGCUCUGUAAUAAUUCACUGACAUCGAUGAACGGGCUAGAAAAUUUGGUCAACAAAUUAUUGGAGGAACCGAACAGCCUAGCUUGGCUGGACCUCUCGUUCAACAAUAUAGUGGAGAUUGACGACGAGAUUACAAAAUUCCCCAAUCUCAAGAUCCUCUAUAUACACGGAAACUCCAUAUCUAAUUUGAACAGCCUUCUUAAAUUGAGAAGACUUUGCAAACUCAGAAAUCUGACUAUACAUGGGAACCCGAUAGAAUCGAUACCUUCUUACAGAUCGUUUGUCUUGUGUGCUUUACCUCAGCUAAUAAAUCUAGAUUUUGCCCCGGUUGUAGCCGCGGAGAGGAAAAAGGCUCCGCCGGCUGGUUUUUUUAAAAUGAUUAACGCGUGAAUAUAGAUCGUGAACUCGGGUGCACGAUUCGUUUGAAAUAUAACUUUUAUUUUAUGGUUGUUUAAUAAAAUACAUUUAUUAUUUGUCAA
Messenger RNA from Athalia rosae (coleseed sawfly), 775 nucleotides. Its product is annotated as leucine-rich repeat-containing protein 51-like. NCBI's taxonomy places the organism in Eukaryota, Metazoa, Arthropoda, Insecta, Hymenoptera, Athaliidae. Gene Ontology annotation, molecular function: protein binding. The transcript has 2 exons. Bases 93 to 686 code for a protein of 197 amino acids. The record is from RefSeq and is a predicted model, not a curated record.